GCGCUAACGUAGACCUGUCGCUGAAUGAAUGUGAACGGCUAGCCGGCUGCUAGCUUCGGCAAUGUUGUCACUAUCAGAAUGAUAUCCCAGCGGGACAGAGGACAACUCGCUCGGUUUUAUACAGUGACAGACCCUACAAGACACCAGAAAGGCUACACCGUGUAUAAAGUCACCGCCAGGUUAAUCUCCCGGAAGAACCCAGAGGAUGUCCAAGAGAUAAUAGUAUGGAAGAGAUACAGUGAUUUCCGGAAGCUACAUCAGAACCUCUUACAGCUGUAUAAGAAUGUUUGUAGCCAGUCUGAGCUGUUCCCUCCUUUUGCUAAAGCCAAAGUAUUCGGUCGAUUCGAUGACUCAGUGAUUGAGGAAAGAAGACAAUGCUCUGAGGAUCUCCUGCAGUUUUCUGCAAACAUUCCUGAUCUGUAUAAUAGUCAACACAUUCAAGAUUUCUUCAAGGGAGGUGAGAUCCACGACGGCUCAGAACUGAUUGGACCGGCUGAGCCUUUUUCUGAUUUCCUAGCUGACAGUUUGUCAGACUGUAGCUCUGAUGUACAAAAAGACAUCAGUGGUGCUGAGGAUUUGACUAUCACAUCUGAGUAUGGAGGCCCUUCCAGUGACAGCGACCUGACCUCCCUGGCAGUGGAUACAGACUCUCUAGGUGGGUUGGAUGAUGGCAUGGCCUCAGGUAGCACGUCCCCAAACCAGCCACAGGGGGGAGCCACCAACAUCAGCAGUAGCUGCAGUCCUCGUUUGCCCUCGCUGCGUGAUCGCCGCACCCCGUCACCUGGCCCCGUCCCCGCCUCAUCAGCCCCUAACCCAGAGGUCAGCUGGCCAAGUCGAACGUCGCUCUUCCCCCACAGUCUAAGGAAAACCAGCGGCGUCAACGCCAGGGACGUAAAGUCGGACUACCUCGACAAAGCCAGUGAACUGAUUGGUUUUGCUGUACAAAAGGAAAAGGAGCAGGACUACCAGGCAGCUUUUUCAUACUACCGCAGUGGGGUUGACUUGCUGCUUCAAGGAGUGCAAGGUGAACCAAGCGCCUCGCGACGGGAGGCAGUGAAGAAGAAGACUGCUGAGUAUCUGAUGCGUGCAGAGCAGAUAUCAGCUCUGCAUCUGAGAAGCAGUAUGGGUCAGGGAUCAACGCAGACCGUGGCCUUUGGAGCACAGUGCUGUUCUUCCUCCAGCAGAGGAGGGCAGCAGAGUCUAUCUGAUGAGCUGACAGCGUACAGGGUGAUAGGAGUCAUUAAUAAGGUUCUUCUGGUCAUGGACAAGAGAACACAGGAGACGUUCAUCCUCAAAGGGCUGAGAAAAAGCAGCGACUGUGGGCAGGCUAAGAAGAAUAUCAUGCCUCUGUCUGUGCAGCACAUGGUGCAGCUGAGAAAGUUCAUCAUGUCUGAAGACACUGUUUUUCUGCUGCUGCACUACGCUGAGGGUGGGAAGCUGUGGUCUUACAUAGGAAAGUACCUUUGUAAUUCCAGCCCAGAGGAGAGCUUUGACAUUCCUUUCAUCCAGAAGAGUCACACAACGGCUGUGCACUCUCCCCACCAUAUAAUACAGCAGCUGGACGAAGGUUCUGCCAGCUGUGAUUCAGAACCCAAUGCUGGUUCAGAUCCUGCUGUCGGCCUUCAGAAAGAAGGAGCGAUCCCAUUUGUGUCCCCUGUUAAAAGUGCCGUCCCCGCAGGGCUCCACGAACAAACCAGAGCUCAGUCGGACUCCGGGGCUACGUCCGAAGAGGAGUGCACAAACAGCUAUUUGACUCUUUGCAACGAGUACGAGCAAGAAAAGGUAGAGCCCGAUGCACUGGAGGAGGGGGUCGAUGAGAAGAGCGAAGAGGAAAUGCUCUCUCUGGAGGUGCCUAAUGCAACUGCGACAGCGUCUUCGUAUAGUCGUUCGCUUCUCAGCAAUGACAGCCUUUCUUCGCCGGGAGGCUCUCAGGAACUCGGCUUCUUCAGCGAGUUCUCUGACAAGAGUGGCCAGACCCUCGAAACUGACCAGAACCGCAGCGAGGGGCAUGAUCACAGUGAGGUUUUCAGUCCUUUACGGUCGCCCGCGGAGCCUCUCUCCUUGGACCAGUCCAAGCACACGCCGAUGGAGUUCUUCCGCAUCGACAGCAAAGACAGCGCUAGCGAGGUCACCGGCUCCGACUUGGGAGAGCACUGGCAUUCUCAGAAGCAGCCCCCUCAGUUUUCCACGUCCGACCUAGGGUCCGAGGUCACCGAGGAUCUCCCAGAGCUGGCUCAGGAGGUGAAGGGACCAAGCCUGGAGUUUUGGGGCUUGGACUGUAGCGAUAAGGGGUCCAAUGAGUCGGUGCCAGUCAUCUCGUUCAAAGAGGCAGUAGUGGAAGAUGAGGGUCACCCACCGGACCUGUUGGUCAAUCUUCCGGUAAUAAGUGGGACUGUGGACUUUACACAGAAGGAGCUAGAGCCUUCAGGGGUGUGUUUGGGCCUUGAGGUCGCAGCCUCGCCUCAAAAGUGUGUCCAGCCUGAUGUUUUACAGCUUCAUAGCCAGCAUGAGGACCUGGAGGAGCAGCCACUAGAACAAGAGCUUUCAUCUUUCUCUACAGCCUCUGCAACUUGCGACACUAGUCUCGCGUGUACUUCUCUAUGGGACGACAGCUUCGCAUUUGGACUCGAGGCCUCCGACAAAGUCUUCGAUCAAGACGACAGCCAAAGCAGUGAUCACCACCUUGAGACGGGCCUUUUGAGUGAGAAAUCUCAACCCUCUACGACAGGAGACACAGACUCUGCUCCGGUCCCCAGCGACGGCAGCAUGGCCUCCGUCCCAGCCACGAACGCCGCUCAGGCUUGUGCGGUCGCUGAGGGUUUAUUGGAUCUUGAUGGUGAAUCAUCAGGAGUCAAUAAAGCCACAGGUAGCAGCGACUUUGAUAAAGAAGUGUCACGGCUGUUUGCAGAGUUGGAUGAGCUGUCGCUGGCUGCCACCCAAGCUCAUAUCCCAGAGGACUUUGUGCGCUGCUGGGCUGUAGAGAUCGUGACGGCCUUGGACGGUCUGCAUCAAGAGGGCAUCAUCUGCCGGGACUUGAAUCCCAACAACAUCCUGCUCGACCAUCAAGGGCAUGUGCAGCUCACCUACUUUUGUAGUUUGUGUGAUGUGGAGGAGUCGUGUGACAAGGAGGCCAUGGCCAGUAUGUACUGUGCACCAGAGGUGGGAGGGAUCAGCGAGGAGACGCCGUCCUGUGAUUGGUGGAGUUUGGGCGCCAUCCUCUUUGAGCUCCUGACAGGCAUGUCUCUGCUGAGCUGCCAUCCAGCGGGAAUCGGCCGUCACACGGCCCUCAACAUCCCAGAGUGCAUUUCAGAGGAAGCCAGGUCCCUGCUGGAGCAGUUGCUCCAGUACAACCCAAUGGAGCGACUGGGAGCCGGCGUCGGAGGAGUUGAUGACAUUAAGUCCCACCCGUUCUUUGCCUCAGUGGACUGGCCCAAAUAGCUGGCGAGCGUUGAGGAGCCGUGCACACCGACUGUCCCAACGAGCCACACCUUCAAAUACCCACAUGAGGACAAUAGGAUUUUUCUGCACACCCGCGUUAAAACGUCUGCUUUUUGUGAUGUAUACAAAUCAGACCAUGAUAAAUUAUCUCAAAACUUUUUCCACCUUUAAUUUUAAACGCUGACAGUUCAACUAAAAACAACUAGAUCUGCUAGAGGGAAAUAUGUAAAAGCUAAAAAAGCUGCAAUAACCUGGCUGGAUAAGUGCACCGCACCUUUAAACUAGUACUUUGUUAAAGCACCGUUUGAUUCAGUCUGAGCAGCCAGUAUUAUUUGGCAUGAGACUAUUAGCAUGCUACGUCUGGACAUGGUCAUAUUUGCCUCAUCUGCCUUCCAGAAAUUCUCCAAAUCUGUCGAUCGUGUCACCAGAUAUCUUACCCUAGUCUCCAGAUAUUUUGUUAGAUUUGCUUCUGAGCUUUGGCAUUUUAAUUCCAAUUCAUUUUGUUCUGUUUAUCCCAAUAGUUUGUUGAUUUUGAGAACAUGAAGCUAAAAAAAUAAAACCUUGAUUCGGCUUUCCAGUAGACAUACUCCAUCUAUUUAAACUGCAAGCCCAGAGCAUGACGUUACCACCACCAUGUUUCUGUUUGGUUGUGAUCUUACGCCAAUGCUCAAUGUUGUUUCUUGUACCAAACUAAUCUUUUGGUUAUAUUUAAGUUACAUUUAACACUUCCUCCUACAACGUUUUAGAGGAUUUUAGCCAGGCAUUGUUUUUGUACUAAUCCCCUGUCUGAUACCUACAUAACAUAAAAGAAGAAAUGGCAAGACAAUCCUGCUACUUUAUUUCAGAUUCCCUUGAACUGAUGGCAGAUUUCUACCAAAAUGUGCUUCAAUAAUAAUAUUUAGAGGCGUGCACAUUAGGUUAUUGUAGUCUUUUCAUAUUUUCCUCUAACAGAUUUAUUUUGAGGUGAAUUCAAUUGGUUUUAUAUCACAUUGAAGGUGGGAAAACUUCUGUGAGUCUCCAUUUUUUUUCUUUGGCAUCACUAAAAACUGCCGUUUUAUCAGUGGUGUGUAGACUUUUUAUAUCAGUCAGAUUAUACAUUUCCCCACAAAAGUUUAAUCAUGUUUGGAGUUUCAGAUCAAGUGUGAAGUUUUCCUUCUUAAUCUCAUUGACUGUGAGUCGUCUUGUGACGGGAACGCUGCAGUGGUAGCCGGUUAUAAUUCACUACAAAGCUGUUUCACUUCCAGUCCUCGCUCAGUUGCCUUGAGUCCGUCUUCACUACACUAACCCCGUCAGGAGGACCUCGUUAUUGACAUAGGCUGGGGGGUCAUCUUUCCAGUGUGUGUUACUCAGAGACUUUUUUCCCCAUUCCUCAUGGAGCCCACAGACUGACUGACUGACUGACUGAUGUGAAACUGUGGCUUUGAUUUAAAAACUGAAAUCUAAAAACCAGCCUAUGAACAGAAGCACCAAUGGACACUAUGCAAAGGCAGGCACAUGAGGAAAACACUCAGAAAGGAGAUGUUUGUUGUUGAAUUUAGUCCUAGUUGAAUUAUUUAAUAGUGCAGAACAAAAAGGCUCAGGAGUAGACAUCUCUGCAGAAACCUGAGAAGGCCUCAAACGCGUAUUUGUUAACGGCCCUUUUACAUUUUGGAGAUAUUUUUAUGACCGUCAGGAAACUCUCUGCCCUCUACUGUUCCACCCUGCAUUUUCUUCAUGUUGGAUUAGGAUUAUUGUAAUAUAGUUGAUACAAUGAAAAAGUCUGUGGAAUAACAAAUGGCGUUUGUCCUGUAAAAAAAAAAAAAAAGAUCUUUUUAAGGAUGUUGUGUUUAAGUAAAAUGUAAACCUGUAGAAUUCUUGAUUCUAGCCAAUUUUGUCAAUCACUUGCCAUUCAAGAUCUUAAUGCGAGACACUGGAGUAACACGUUUGCCUAAUUUGUACCGCAGGCUUGAAGCAUAUUUUUAUCAUUUCUGCUGUGACUGGUUUACAUUUUUAUAGUUGCAGACAUCAUCUUGGAUGACUUCAUUAUAAUUAGGAGCUGAUUCCCAGACUUGUGACAUCAUAAACAUGCCGCCACUGUAAAUGCUACCCUUUCCUUCACCACACAUGGUGAAAUGCAUUAUAUAUUGCCAGGUUUAGUAUUAUUUUGUUUUUUAUUCGAAACAUCAUUGUCGCAGCAGUUUUUUUUUUUUUUUUUUUUUUUAAUUGUGCUGAAUUGUCCGUACUCUGUGUUGUGUAAGUGCACUUUGGAGAAGAAUAAACCAUACCUGGAUGACUAACAUGA
Molecule: messenger RNA, 5719 nt
Organism: Fundulus heteroclitus (mummichog)
Lineage: Eukaryota; Metazoa; Chordata; Actinopteri; Cyprinodontiformes; Fundulidae
Gene: rps6kc1
Product: ribosomal protein S6 kinase polypeptide 1
Exons: 16
Coding region: 79-3438 (1119 amino acids)
Biological process (GO): protein phosphorylation
Cellular component (GO): early endosome
Molecular function (GO): ATP binding; protein kinase activity; phosphatidylinositol binding
Source: RefSeq, a predicted model, not a curated record